Molecule: messenger RNA, 1721 nt
Organism: Cyprinus carpio (common carp)
Lineage: Eukaryota; Metazoa; Chordata; Actinopteri; Cypriniformes; Cyprinidae
Product: myeloid-associated differentiation marker-like protein 2
Cellular component (GO): membrane
Source: RefSeq, a predicted model, not a curated record
AGAGCAUCCAUUGCUGAGACACUGAUGCAGUGCUACAUUUCUACAAACCUGAUGAAGAAACAAACUCAGAUGAACUGACGGUGAGUGAUUUUUUUGCGUGAACUGUUCCUUUAAGAGCAGAGACUGUAGUUGUCUCACAUAUUUAGAGUUCAUUCUUCAGAAACCCCCGAGUGUGUUUAUAUAUAGAAUAACUGUGGUUUCUUCUCACAGGUGGCAUCUGACAUGACAUUCCAGCUUCAUAUCUGCUCUGACACUCCCACAUUCCCAUAACUCUCUCCUCUGGACCUCCACGACCGGAGACAGCAGAUCCGAUCUUCUCUGUAGACUGAUUCUGGUUUCUGCUUCCAGAUCCUGCUGAAUCACUGAGUCUGGAUCUGGAAGAUCGUGAGUCAGACGCUCCAAAAUAGAGUCAGAAAUACUUCAUGCACGCCUGAGGAGGAACGUCUUGAGGAAGGAACGGCCUCGACUCGAGCAAGACAGACGAGUGCUGCAAAACUCAACAUCAGCCUCCUGCUGCCGGAUCCACGGAUCUUGAAAUACUCCGUCAUAAUAAGACAUAAAAUACACUAGCGUCUGGGCCUUGCUGAGCAGAGACGACCUUUGACCCCAAACACUGGACCGCUAGUGUCCCGUCUCAUCAUGAGCGUCUCCUCCGGACAUCAGCUGAACGUCUCGGCUGUGUUUUCUCCCAGAGGUGCGGCCCGCGUGUGUCAGCUGACGCUGGGCUGCACGAUCGUCUCAUUAGUGAUCCACGGCGCCGGUUACAGCGCCACCUACGGGACCUUCUGCAUGGCGGUCUGGACGAGCUGCUUCACUGUCAGCGCGGUCGUGCUGGUGCUGGAGGUGACCCGUCUGCAGGCGAGUCUCCCGGUGUCCUGGGAAAACCUGACGGUGACGUUAGCAUCUCUCGCCACGCUGCUGUCGCUCACGGCGUCUAUCGCAUAUCCUGCGUUCUUCGUGCGCGCCAACGACUGUCCAUACAACAACUGCGAGGUCAGAAACUUUCGGAUCGCUGUGAGCGUGUGCUCGUGGGGUGCAUGCGUCGCGUACGGGACGGAGGUGUUCCUGUCGCGGGCCAAACCGGGACGCAGUGGGAGCUACAUGGCAACGGCGCCCGGUGUCCUGAAGGUGGCGCAGAUCUUCGUAGGAUGCGUGAUUUUCGCGAUGCUCACCGACGGAACUGAUUUCACGCGGCACGCGGCGACGCUGUACUGCGCAGUGGCGUUCGGCGUGUGUUUGUCCGGGACUGUCCUGCUGGUGGCGCUGGUGGUGUCGGGUCGGAGCGCUGCGCUGCGGAUGCUCCGGAUGCCGUUCGAGCGGCUCGCAGUGAUCUACACAUUCGCCGCGGUGCUGCUGUAUGUGAGCGCCGCCGUGCUUUGGCCCGUCUUCUGCUUCGACAGGAAGUACGGCGCUCCGCUGCGGCCGCAGGGCUGCCCGAGGGGCAAGUGCUCAUGGGAUAUGAAGCUCGCCGUCGCUGUGAUGAGCUUCGUAAACCUCGCGCUUUACAUCGCCGACCUCGUCUGUUCCCAGAGGAGCCGUCCAGCGGCGCCGCCAGCUCGAGUCUGAGCAUCAUGACACUGAUGAUAAUACUGCUGGAUUACUGUAUUCAUGAUAUCAACAUUGAACAUCAAGUAUUGGUACAACAUUUCUGUGCAACUAAAUAAAAACAAUCAACUGCCAGUAAAUUGUGUUGGGUAUGGAAGGCCGUUUCCGCCACUGAA